Galeopterus variegatus (Sunda flying lemur) is the source of this 1359-nucleotide messenger RNA. Its product is annotated as teneurin-1-like. Gene Ontology annotation, molecular function: protein heterodimerization activity; protein homodimerization activity; cell adhesion molecule binding. The record is from RefSeq and is a predicted model, not a curated record. The coding region runs from base 1 to 1359 and encodes 452 amino acids. NCBI's taxonomy places the organism in Eukaryota, Metazoa, Chordata, Mammalia, Dermoptera, Cynocephalidae. Gene Ontology annotation, cellular component: neuron projection; membrane. Gene Ontology annotation, biological process: signal transduction; neuron development; heterophilic cell-cell adhesion. The transcript has 9 exons.
AUGGAUGAAGAGAGGAAUAGAGAGAUGGAUAAAUAUGUGAUAAAGCAUUUCCUGUUCAAACAUGGAUCUGGUUCCUCUGCUAUCUUCAGUGCAGCCAGUCAGAACUACCCUCUGACGUCCAAUACGGUGUACUCGCCCCCUCCCAGGCCGCUUCCUCGAAGCACCUUUUCCCGACCUGCCUUUACCUUUAACAAACCUUACAGGUGCUGCAAUUGGAAGUGCACGGCCCUGAGCGCCACUGCAAUCACAGUGACUUUGGCCUUGCUACUAGCCUAUGUGAUUGCAGUACAUUUGUUCGGCCUGACUUGGCAGUUGCAACCAGUUGAAGGAGAGCUCUAUGCAAAUGGAGUUAGCAAAGGGAACAGAGGGACCGAGUCCAUGGAUACUACUUACUCUCCAAUUGGAGGAAAAGUUUCUGAUAAAUCAGAGAAAAAAGUGUUUCAGAAGGGACGGGCAAUAGACACCGGAGAAGUUGACAUUGGCGCACAGGUCAUGCAGACCAUUCCACCUGGCUUAUUCUGGCGUUUCCAGAUUACUAUCCACCAUCCAAUAUAUCUGAAAUUCAAUAUUUCUUUAGCCAAGGACUCUCUGCUGGGAAUUUAUGGCAGAAGAAACAUUCCACCUACACAUACUCAGUUUGAUUUUGUAAAACUAAUGGAUGGCAAACAACUGGUCAAGCACGACUCCAAGGGCUCCGAAGAUACCCAGCACUCCCCUCGUAACCUAAUCUUAACCUCACUUCAGGAGACAGGUUUCAUAGAGUAUAUGGAUCAAGGGCCUUGGUAUCUAGCAUUUUACAAUGACGGAAAAAAGAUGGAGCAAGUAUUCGUGUUAACUACAGCAAUUGAAAUAAUGGAUGACUGUUCAACCAAUUGCAAUGGAAAUGGAGAGUGUAUCUCUGGCCAUUGUCAUUGUUUCCCAGGAUUCCUUGGACCUGACUGUGCUAGAGAUUCGUGCCCUGUGCUGUGUGGAGGAAAUGGAGAGUAUGAGAAAGGACACUGUGUCUGCCGGAAUGGCUGGAAGGGGCCAGAGUGCGAUGUUCCAGAAGAACAAUGUAUUGACCCUACGUGCUUUGGUCACGGCACCUGCAUCAUGGGAGUCUGCAUCUGUGUGCCAGGAUACAAAGGAGAAAUAUGCGAGGAAGAGGACUGCUUAGACCCAAUGUGUUCCAGCCAUGGCAUCUGUGUAAAAGGAGAAUGUCACUGUUCUACUGGCUGGGGAGGAGUCAACUGUGAAACUCCACUUCCUAUAUGUCAAGAGCAGUGCUCAGGACAUGGGACUUUUCUUCUGGACACUGGAGUAUGCAGCUGUGAUCCCAAGUGGACAGGAUCUGACUGCUCAACAGAUGAAGUACCCUAA